AAUGGGAGUAAUGUGCUGCAUCGAGUUUACACAAAGCAAAACGAAAAGGCACCAGAAGCUCAGAACAGAAAGUUGCCUAAAGAUAGAUGAUAAUACGAGAGGGGCACAUGAAGGAAGAUCUAUGGCUUCGUGUGGGGGGAAGAAGGCAUUGUCUGAACAAAGCAGAAAGAAGAAAGCUAGCCAAUCAGAACAAAGAAGCAAAAUCACAGUCACAGACACACAGAUAGAGAGAGAGAGAGAGAGAGAGUCAACGAGGGAAAGGUUGACCAGGCAUCUUGUGGGUGAGCUACCUGCCUCUCGAACACACGCUCUCUACAGCGUUGAAUUCUUUAAUGUCCUCAUGCCUCUUUGAUGCUCUUCUUCUCUCUUCACCCAUGCGCAUCCACUUGAUAUAUAAAGUACAGCAGACCAAACCCACAAAAAUAAGCCUAAAAACAAUUACUCUCCAUCUUUUCUUUUUCCCUCAAAACAAUUCCAAACACUGAAGAAGAGGCAGUUCUCAAAUAGAUAAUUGGUACAGAGAUAUGGGUCGUAUUCCAUGCUGCGAGAAGGACAACGUUAAAAGAGGACAGUGGACACCUGAGGAAGACAACAAGCUCUCUUCCUACAUUGCUCAACAUGGUACUAGGAAUUGGCGCCUUAUUCCUAAAAAUGCUGGCCUCCAGAGGUGUGGAAAGAGCUGCAGGCUCAGGUGGACUAACUACCUCCGUCCUGAUCUCAAGCAUGGUCAGUUUUCAGACUCAGAAGAGCAAACCAUUGUGAAGCUCCACUCUGUUUUUGGUAACCGAUGGUCACUAAUAGCAGCCCAGCUCCCAGGCCGCACUGACAAUGACGUCAAAAACCACUGGAACACCAAGCUGAGGAAGAAACUUUCAGGCAUGGGAAUCGACCCUGUCACCCACAAGCCAUUCUCCCACCUGAUGGCCGAAAUUGCAACAACAUUGGCACCCCCACAGGCAGCUCACCUAGCUGAAGCAGCUCUCGGCUGCUUCAAAGACGAGGUGCUUCAUCUUCUUACUAAGAAGAAGAUUAACUUCCAGGCUCAAAACCCCACUGAACAAAUGGGGAAUAACAUUAACAUUACCUCUUUCAUGAACUAUAAACCUGAUGAGAAGCAAGACACUUCUGAGAAGAUUAAGUUUGGGUUAUCCAAGGUUAUGCAAGAAUCUGAAAUGAUAACCCCAAAUAAACCGUGGGACUGCACUGCAGCUACAACAGCCAGUUUUGAGGGGACUUGCAGUGUCUUUCCUACAGUGACUGGGUUUCAAUUUAGUCCUGUGUCGUUUGCCAACGAUGGGGAUGGAUCACCAUGGAGCCAAAGUGUGUGUACCGGAAGUACAUGCACAGCCAUGGAUCAACAAGGCCAGUUACAUGAAAAACUUCAAGAAGAAAAUGAAGAUGAUUCCAAUACUGCAAAAGAAAUUAGAAGUGCAUCCGAUUUAUUCAACGCCCAGUGUGUUUUGUGGGAUUUACCAUCAGAAGAUCUGAUUAAUCCCAUGGUAUAAGAAAGAUCACAGAACAAAGAAGGGAAAGAAUUCCGACAUCAGAAAUAAAGAAUAAGCUGCCUAUGAAGAUGAUCAAUGAUACAAAUGUAGAUAAUGGCUAUUUUUACAAACUAUGAAUACAC
This is a messenger RNA of Neltuma alba, 1627 nucleotides long. RefSeq names its product transcription factor MYB80. The transcript has 3 exons. Bases 525 to 1505 code for a protein of 326 amino acids. The record is from RefSeq and is a predicted model, not a curated record. Lineage: Eukaryota; Viridiplantae; Streptophyta; Magnoliopsida; Fabales; Fabaceae.